AUGGUGGGUGGACUUAAAACAGCUGAUACUUUGAUUAGGAGAAAUAUUUUGGUGGAUCCGCUCUUCAGGUGUUUUCUUAUUCGCCCAAAUCUGUAUCAAAUUGCUGAUUUUCUACUUGAAGGCCAUUUGGUUGCAGCCAGUUUACUCGGCUGCUUGUUCUUCGUGGCUUACCAGUGUUUAUUCAGCUCCUGGCUCGAUAUAUUAUGGCUGAAAUUCUGCUUCUAUCGUGGCUCUAGGCGGAGAGCUGGUGUUCUCCCAAACUCCAGCCUUGAGCCAAAUUCCGGCGAGCCUGGUCUUGCGUUGAUUUUCAGACCCCUGAGAAGUGAACAAAGCCGCACCUUUCGUUUAUCCAAGCAAUCUCUAGCGAUGUCUCUUCUUCGUCCUCAUUCAGCUAUUAAUUUUCUCUACUCUACUUCGUCUUCUUGCACAUCUUCUCUCUCCCCUCGCCUUCUUUUCCAUAGAAGUAAGAAUGGAGCAAUCAUUGAUUGCCAAAUCAUCAGGGGAAGGACCUUAAUGUCGUCUUCUGGAAAGAAGGGGCUUGUACCCUUUCUUCCUUUUUCCUCUCUUGACCUUGAUGCCUCAACCUCCAACGAUCCCCAUUUCAUGUCCUCCUCGGUUGGAUCUCCCCCACAAUCUCUUUCCUUCUCCCAGUGGAAUCUUGGUCCCAGACAUAUCCUUCUUCUCAAUAUUAUAGCCUGCACGGUUGCUAUUUCCGCCUCCUGGUUGUUCUUCGCAGCGAUUCCAACCCUUCUGGCUUUUAAGAGAGCUGCGGAGUCACUGGAGAAGUUGUUAGAUGUCACAGCAGAGGAGCUACCGGACACUAUGGCAACUAUGAGACUAUGUGGAAUGGAGAUAAGUGACUUGACCAUGGAGCUAAGUGAUCUAGGGCAGGGGAUAAAGCAAGGUGUGAGGAACUCUACUCGAACUAUUCGUGUGGCCGAGGAAAGGCUUCGUCACCUCACUACCAUGGAUCCAAUAGUAUCAACACAGGGGCACAACAUUUCGCAACAGAUGGCGACAUUGCCAUUAGCUAAAAGAGAAAGGAACUUACGUGAAGGCAUUGUAAAGGGAAGGACACUUUUUGGAGUUAUAUUUGGUUUUUCAAAAUUUUCUCGCUGGGCUUGGAACUUUUUCAAGUCUCGUGAUCAGAGGCGCUAGCUAUGUAAGCAACCAAGAGCAAUGCAUUAGACUUUGUGUAGGAUUGUUGUUACUAUCUAUGUUACAUAUAGCUCAUAAAUUGAAGUAGGUUUGCUAGAUAUUUUUUUUCUGUGUUUCUUGCAUGUUUGUAGAUCAUAGUAUGCUUCCAUGCCAAAAAAAAAGGAGAAAAAGAUAUUUCGGUUAUGCUUUUUAGUUUUUUCAAGUGAAUAUUGAUAUGAAUUUACUCUUUAUGUCUGGCUCAUAUUAAAUACCUUUAGGUAGA
Messenger RNA from Dendrobium catenatum, 1420 nucleotides. RefSeq lists its product as uncharacterized. The transcript has 8 exons. Bases 1 to 1158 code for a protein of 385 amino acids. NCBI's taxonomy places the organism in Eukaryota, Viridiplantae, Streptophyta, Magnoliopsida, Asparagales, Orchidaceae. The record is from RefSeq and is a predicted model, not a curated record.